GAAACAGUCUAGCAAGAGCAAGCCUGGAUCAAAUACCGCUUCCAAGCGACUUGCCGAUAGUCACGCAUCUAGUCAUGAUCAAAAAAAAAUGAAGCUGUCGCAGGAAGUGAGUGGUGCUAGAUCAGGGGGUGCCACUUUUGCCAAAAGACCACUAUUGAGUACAACACCGCUCGCCGAGAAAGAGGACAGUGCGAAGAAUUCACAUGGCAAUUUAAAACGCAAAAAAAGCAAGCUAUCGCAUAGCCCGCCGGAUAUGACGCAAGCGGGGAGUAAACAGCCCACGUCCCACCUACAAGUCGCGGAAGGGAAAAGUCUCAAUGUUUCUAGUAACCGGUCCUCCGGCAAUAGCAGGCCGGUAUUGACCCCGAGUUCCGGCGCUACACAUGAAGCCGAGAAACAUGAUGGCGAGGGCGAUAAAAAUGGUGCCAACUCCGUACCGGCCAACAUGCCAACAUUCGGGAAGGUGGAUAUGCCUACCCUAGGACCACGAGGUACCGGUAUAGUAAGCCUGACUAAUUCAGUUAUCUUUUCCAGCAAAUAUUCUGAAGAGUGUCUGGAUCAAACAAAAUUCUGACGAUCUAAUUAAAUCACCCUGCCUUGACCUACCGCUUAGGUUCUGUGAAAAUAAAACCAUCUACGCCAGAGCCAGAGGAUAUUGCAGACGAGAUUGAUGCGGCGAUCGACUCGGAUGUAAGUGUCUACCAUAUUAAGGGACAGCACUUAAAUCUUACGAGUUGAGGCACGUUGUUGUGUUCAACUGUGAAUGUGCACUCCUUAGUUCGCACUGAUUGUGUAACCGGCUAACAUUCUAGUACAUAUCACAACCUACUAUGUAGGACUCUGCCGAGGAAUCCGAGGAGAACAUGCGUGCGCCGAAUGACGAUGACUUCGACUCAGAGGCUUCGCCAACGCUUAUCAUGGAUACUGGUCACAGCGACUCAGAAUAGUGUAUAUGAAAGGCAGUCUAACAAGGACUAUCCAAUAUUGGGGGAUCACUUCGGCAAAGAUAGACACUCAGGUCGGCACAUAUCCAUGAAUUCAGCACAUGACGCAGGUCCAUAGCUUGUUGUAAUGAACGCAUACAGUGAUGAGCAUUAAGGUCUUGAGGCAAACAUAACUUUAGGAUGACAUUCCAAGAUUAGGCGGUAUUGUGGGAAUACAAAUCCCAUAUUUCUCAGUCGUCACCGCAACACACCUCAGCGCUGCAAACCUCCAGUUGCGCGUCACAAGUAUCAUCGAAACAGCACCUUUGUCGUUUGAGCAAAACCAUGCCAUCCUCCUUGCAAGUGGUCUCGUCUAUAACUGCUUCGCACCUCAGAAGAGAAUCGCCGUCCAUAGACUCUGAAACAAAGGACAUUGCCGCAGUAGCAGGUCGUACCCACACCCCGCAACAUAAUUCUGCACUACACUCGUCAAAUUCUUCACAGCCUUCAGCCACGCAACAACUUUUGCGCGUCUCAAAAUCUGACCGAUUGUCACAGUCGCUACUUAUAUAUUCUUCUCCGCAUGUUGUGGAAGACGUGUUGCUUUCCAGUUCCUCAAAUUCGUCCUCGCCGUCAGAAGUGUCAGUGACGAUAUCAAUGCUAUGGUCGAUACAGGCAAACUCGGCGUCCGACCACACCUGGUCCAGGUCUUUGCAACGGCACUCACUAUUCCUUAGUAUCGAUCCUGAAGGGCAAUCGUCAACACAAUAGUCUUUCAGUUCAUUCCAGAUCGGGUAAUCUACCGCGCACUCACAUUCUCCCGAGUCGUUUCGCACUUGAUUUAUCUUGCAUCUAGAUUGACGGGUCAUCAAAGAGUGAUACUGUAUACGACUCUGAUUUUGAACUAUAUUGACCUCUGGUACUUUUGCAGCGUAUGAUGCAGGGGCCCCACAGGCCAGCCGUGCUAUUGAGAUCAUUAUUAAUAACUCUAAGGUGUUUCUAAAAGGUUGCAUAGUGGAUUAGUGAGUUGUGGGAGAAUAUAAAUUUAAAAUACCAAGUAACAGUAUAACAGCAGGUUAUUAUAUAUGUUUUAAAGUCUGUAGUUGUAAAUAUCAAAUAUGAAAAGUUGCAUAGAGGAUUAGUGAGUUGUGGCCUUGUGGGAGAAUAUAAACUUUAAAGAAAUAUGUACCAAGUAACAGUAUAAC
Messenger RNA from Sphaeroforma arctica JP610, 2128 nucleotides. RefSeq lists its product as hypothetical. Lineage: Eukaryota; Ichthyosporea; Ichthyophonida. The transcript has 5 exons. The annotation marks the transcript as partial. The record is from RefSeq and is a predicted model, not a curated record.